Anopheles arabiensis is the source of this 1926-nucleotide messenger RNA. RefSeq names its product cytochrome b-c1 complex subunit 2, mitochondrial (gene UQCR-C2). Gene Ontology annotation, cellular component: mitochondrion. The transcript has 4 exons. NCBI's taxonomy places the organism in Eukaryota, Metazoa, Arthropoda, Insecta, Diptera, Culicidae. The record is from RefSeq and is a predicted model, not a curated record. Gene Ontology annotation, molecular function: metal ion binding. Bases 140 to 1459 code for a protein of 439 amino acids.
AAGAAGAGCAGAAAAAAAAUCAAAAGCGACCGACCGAGAGCACCAACAAAGAUCCGGAUUUUCUGUGGCCGCGCAGUUCAGCAGCAGUCCAACCGAACUAACUUCCAGCCGAGGAAAAGCUAAACCGGGGUUCAGCAGAAUGGCAUCCGUUACGUCGAAAACGCCAAUGCUUCGUGCGGCAGCGGCCCGUGGCUUUGCCGCCCAUGCACAGGCUGCCGCUGCCAGCCGUGGCUCGGCUGAAGUGCAGACGACCACCCUGCCCAACAAGCUGGUUGUGGCAUCGGCCGACCCGAACGCUGCCGUGUCGCGGAUUUCCAUCGUUUUCCGUGCCGGAUCGCGCAACGAAACUGCCGAUUGCCUCGGUGCGGCCCACGUCCUGCGUGCGGCCGGAGGGCUCUCCACCAAGACGGCCACCGCCUUCGGUAUUACGCGCAACAUUCAGCAGGCGGGCGGUAGCCUAACGACCGCGGCCGACCGUGAGCUGGUAACGUACAGCGUCGCCGUGACGAAGGAUCAGCUGGAGGUGGGCCUGAAGUACCUGGAGGCGACCGCCACCGGCCAGGUGUUUAAGCCCUGGGAGCUGGCCGAGCUGACGCCCAUCAUCCGCAACGAGCUGGCCCGUCUGCCGGUGGAGGUGCAGGCGGUGGAGCUGCUGCACAAGGCCGCCUUCCGCGACGGGCUGGGCAACUCCGUCUUCUGCCCGGACUAUCUGGUCGGCAAGCACUCGUCGGAAACGAUGCAGCACUACUUUGCGGCCAACUGCACCACGAACCGGGCGGCCGUUGCCGGUGUCGGCGUUGACCACCAGAUGCUGGUCGGGUUCGCCCAGAGCCUGGCGCUCGAGUCGGGCGCGGGAGGUGAGAACAAGUCCGCCUUCAACACUGGCGAGGUGCGCCGUGAGGGAGCCGGUUCGCGCGCUGCCGUCGCCGUCGGUGCCCAGGCCGUCGGCUGGAGCUCGAUGAAGGAAGCGAUGGCUUUCUGGGUGCUGCAGCACGCUGCCGGUGUCGGUGCCGCUACCAAGCGCGGUACAAACAAUGGUGUCCUCACGAAGGCACUCGCGGGCGUCAACAGCAGCUCGCUGUACAACGGCUACUCGGACAACGGUAUGUUCGGGUUCGUGCUGUCGGGCGAUGCGAAGGACGCGGGCAAGGCGGUCGAGGCUGGCGUGAAGGCACUGAAGUCGCUGUCAGUGAGCGACGCGGAUGUGGCCCGCGGUAAGGCGUCGGCCCUGGCUGCCGCGGCUGAGUACACCGAGAACCAGAGCACGCUGCUCCAUCAGCUGGGCGAGGAGUCGGCCCUGCUUGGACAGGUGUACAAGAAGAGUGACCUGCUUGCUGCCGUCAAUGCCGUCACCACUGGUGACGUUCAAGCUGCCGCCAGGAAGGUUGCCUCCAGCAAGCUGGCCAUCGGUGCCGUCGGCAAUCUGAGCCACGUGCCGCACCUUUGCGAACUGCACUAAACCCUUCACAUCCCUGGGAAAAUAAGAACAGACGACUGCACAUCCCUUUAAACACCACCACACCCGCCCGGAGGGGACAAUUGUUACUAUUUUUUGUUUCUUCCGUCUGUGGGGCAUUCCCUUCCGGAGUCGUCUUUAACCGUUGCUCGCCCCAAAUACCACCCAACACCGGUCCAGCGGGCAACAUGCAUAGCAGAAGCUGUAGUAUAAUUCAAAACUUACAAAAUCGGACGACACAAAAACAAAACCAAUCCCCAAAAAACCAGAACAAGCGCUUCGUCGGAACGAAAUUAAAUACUGUAUUUGUACUGUGUGGCCCCUCGCGGGUCAAUUGGCUAGUGUGACGAACCAUGAAUAGGGUGUGUUUUACGCUGCCGAUCGCGCCUCCCCCCUUGUGAAAGGGAAAGGCUACUGUACUACCCACUCAUGGUGCAAGCAAGUUAUUCAAUAAAUAGGAUAAAAGCCAA